AUGGCGGCUCCGAUAGAUGUCGACUAUCUGGUCAUCGGUGCCGGGGCAAUGGGGAUGGCGUUUGUGGACACGAUGCUGACAGACUCCAACAAGACUUUCGCCAUUGUGGACCGCGAUACGAAACCAGGAGGUCACUGGCCUCACGCAUACCCUUUUGUAAGGCUCCAUCAGCCAGCAGCUUAUUACGGCGUCAACUCGACUCCACUGGGAAGCAGCGCGAUCGACAGAGACGGCUGGAACAAAGGCCUCUAUACGUUGGCAUCUGGAAAUGAAGUCAGCUCCUAUUUUGAAAGGAUCAUGCAAGACAAGUUUCUUCCCUCUGGACGGGUCCAAUAUUUUCCAGAGCAUGAGUACCUUGGCGACCGCGAGUUCCGCUCCAACAAGAACACAAAACUCUACAGGGCCUCUCACGUGUGCUGCAUUGUAGAUGCGACCUACAGUUGGACGGAAAUACCCUCCGCUCGCCCGCCGCCCUACCACGUCGAGGAUGGUAUAGAUGUUGUUGCGCCAAAUGAUCUGCCGAACAAGUUUCAUUCAAGCCGUUUCGCCAACUUCACCGUGGUAGGAGCUGGGAAGACCGGAAUCGACAGUGUUCUGUGGCUGCUUGGGAACAAUGUUGAGACUGAGCGAAUCACCUGGAUCAUGCCCCGUGAUCCGUACUUCUUGGACCGUGAAGCAUUUCAGCCAGGGCCGAAAUUUGUUGCCUCUAAACAGGCUCGAACCGAAGGCUUGGGCAAGGCGGUCAUGGGUUCCAAAACUAUGGAGGACUUUGUAAAGCGACAGUUUGACAGCGGCCAUGUUUUGCAAUUCGAUGAAGACGCCGCACCAACCACGUUUCACUGUUCAACAGUCUCGAAACUGGAAUUGGAAGCACUGCGAAAGGUCAGCGACAUCGUUCGCAAAGGCCGCAUUGUUCAGGUCACGGAGAAAGAAGUGUCGUUGCAGAAGGGAAGCCACAAGCCCAAACCGAACAAUCUCUACGUCGACUGCACGGCGAACGCCAUUGCCAAGAUGCCUCUUGUUCCGGUGUUCCAAGAGGGCAAGAUCACUCUCCAGCCUGUUCGAACAUGCCAGCAAACCUUCAGUGCAGCUUUCAUCGCGCACGUGGAGACGACAUACGAGAGCCGAGCGCUGAAAAACCAGCUAUGCGGCCCUGUGCCAAUGCCAGACGUACCAGCCGACUUUCCUCUGGCCAUACUACUGACAAACCUCAAUACCGUCAGAUGGUACCAGCACCCCAAGACGUACCAGUGGAUCCGAGACAGUCGCCUGAACAUGUACGGAGAUUUCUUGCCAGCUCCUCCUGAGGAUCCAGAGAGGCAUGCCUCAUUCGCGGCGGGGUUGGCGGCGCCGACGGAGCAGCUGUCCGCGAAAUUGCUCGAGCUUGUUCUCGAUUCACCAAACAAGCAUAUAGCUCAGAAGAUACUGAGCGAGAACCAGAACGCAGACAGUCGACUGUGA
Molecule: messenger RNA, 1461 nt
Organism: Zasmidium cellare ATCC 36951
Lineage: Eukaryota; Fungi; Ascomycota; Dothideomycetes; Mycosphaerellales; Mycosphaerellaceae
Exons: 2
Coding region: 1-1461 (486 amino acids)
Source: RefSeq, a predicted model, not a curated record